AUGGUUGACUGCACAAAAUUCAGUGUGACCCGGGGGCCUCGGUCAACCGCAACGUUUGUCAACCCCACCGCACUACUCUAGAUGAGGGUGAUGAACUGGGUAGUAUGAUAAACCUUGAAAUGCAGUGGAUUGGAAUCUCAUCAAAACUUUCAGUGCCGAAAUCUGUUCUUGCAUUAA
This is a messenger RNA of Spirodela intermedia, 177 nucleotides long. NCBI's taxonomy places the organism in Eukaryota, Viridiplantae, Streptophyta, Magnoliopsida, Alismatales, Araceae. The record is from the annotation of a GenBank genome assembly.